This is a messenger RNA of Mytilus trossulus (common blue mussel), 1001 nucleotides long. RefSeq lists its product as uncharacterized. Lineage: Eukaryota; Metazoa; Mollusca; Bivalvia; Mytilida; Mytilidae. Gene Ontology annotation, molecular function: acyltransferase activity, transferring groups other than amino-acyl groups. The transcript has 2 exons. The record is from RefSeq and is a predicted model, not a curated record. Bases 179 to 895 code for a protein of 238 amino acids.
UAUAAAAUCUGUAAAUAUUGAAAACAAAAUCACGUGGAAGGGUAAAAUUUAAUAUUGUCAUUGGCAAACGUCUGAUUUGUCGUAGUGUGUAAUCAAUGAUUAAACAGAACUACAUUUUCAAUUUGACAGAAAUCAAAACAAUCGUUGCACGAAAAUGAUCGUCGUUCAGCUUUAAUUGAUGCAGUUGUUCGACAUCGAACUGGAAAUUAUAGUAUCAUCAAAAAUGAUGGGGAAAUUGUUUUCUUGUUUUCAUCGACAGAAAGACCGCCAUGAGGCUUAUAGUAAACGCCGUCGUAGACGAUCGAGUUUGGGACUUAUGCUACGAGGGGACCGCAAUCGGUGUCUACAAGAUAUGCUCCCUAUGGCAACACAACUUCCAGACGGUCGACAAGCCUACAUCGACUAUAUGACACAUGACCAAAUGACAGAAACCUACAAUCUUAUACAGACAUGCGCACAAGAAGGACAAGGGUUCGCAGUUGAUGAAUAUCCUACAGAAGAAGAGUUCAGAGAAGACAUAAAAGGAGGGGAUAGUUUUGCUAUAAUAUGUGACACAACCGGUGAAAUGAUAGCAGGUUUUAUUUUAGCCAUUAGCAAAUUUUACCGUGGAUCGGCAGGAGCUGUAGACCCAUUUCUUGUGGUGCGCAGUUCUGAACGGAAAAGGGGUAUUGGUGAAUUUAUCAUGAACAGAGUUAUUGAGUUUUCGAAGUAUUUAAACUAUCAAGGAAUUUAUGUGGACACAUUUAGUAACAAUGCUGCCUUAAUUCGUAUUUUGGACAAAGUUGGAGGAUUUACCAAAGUUGGAUAUCUUCCAUUAGGAGGAUUAAUGAAAAAUGGUUAUGCUGUGUCUUCCAUAGUUUACUACAAGGAAAUCUCUAAUAGUAAAGUUAGCUGAUAACAAACAACACACAGUAUUGACAGUGACAACGAUAAAUUGAUAGACAAAAUCUAAGAAGAACUUGACUUUGGAAAUAAUUAUAGUGCCUUAAAGUUUAACUUAC